Messenger RNA from Aplysia californica (California sea hare), 1518 nucleotides. RefSeq lists its product as uncharacterized. The record is from RefSeq and is a predicted model, not a curated record. Bases 216 to 737 code for a protein of 173 amino acids. NCBI's taxonomy places the organism in Eukaryota, Metazoa, Mollusca, Gastropoda, Aplysiida, Aplysiidae. The transcript has 2 exons.
CCCAGCCCCUCGGCACACUCCACACUCCACACGCAGUGUGUAGUAGCACGGCGCAUGCAGUGUGUGUGUGUGUGUCGUCUGUGUGUGUAGUUGUUUGUAGUAGUUGUGUGUAGCGCGUCCAUUCCGCACGGCUGUGUUCUCGUCUGCUUGCCGCCUUGUUUACCUUCUCUCUCUCUCUUCUCGUGUGGAGCAGAAAACGUGUCCCCCAGAGCACAAUGUCCGCCCGCCACCGGCCAACCGCCCCCCACCCCGACCCACCCCCGUCCUACAGGCACCCUGGACACCUGCAAUCCACCCCCCACCCUGAUGCAUCCCCGUCCUCCGGGGGGUACCCGGGACCCCCGCCCGCCGCCCGAUCCUUCUACGCCCAUCGCCUGUGCCGGGUGGGCAUCCAGCGACAUACCCGCACGACCUUCACCCCCCAGUCGUGGUUCCUGGGUCAGUUCGGCUUCACCGGGUACUACGUCACCACGGGGGGAGACCGGCCGCUGGACAUGAAGGUGGGCGUGUACCUGUGUAGUGGUCACGAGGAGCUGCAUCGACCAAUCAGAUGCCGCGUCACGCUCCUGGGCUCGGGCGAUCAUGUGACGGAGAGGAUGGUGUUGCUGGAGGAGACGCGGGCCAGCGUAGAGGAGUGGAUGAGGGGGGUCACGUGCACACUUCGGCUUGUCACCAUUCCGACAUGGGCCUGGGAUGACGGCAGUCUGCUCUUCCGCUACGACACCGAGUGGUGUUAGUGCCCAGUGGUGUUAGUGAUAGAGUGACCUGUGGUAUGAGUGACCAGCGUGGAGGAGUGGAUGAAGGGGGUCACGUGCUCACUUCGGCUUGUCACCAUUCCGACAUGGGCCUGGGAUGAUGGCAGUCUGCUCUUUCGCUACGACACCGAGUGGUGUUAGUAAUUUAAGAGUGACCAGUGGUGUGAAUGAUAGAGUGACCAGUCCUGUUAGUGACCAGCGGUGUUAGUGAUAGAGUGACCAGUGGUAUGAGUGACCAGCGUGGAGGAGUGGAUGAGGGGGGCCACGUGCUCACUUUAGCCUGUUACACUUCCUGCCUGGGCCUUGGGUGAUGGCAGUCUGCUCUUUCGGUACGACACCGAGUGGUGUUACUGACCUGUGAUGUUAAUGUUAGAGUGACCAAUGGUGUUAAUGACCAGUGAUGUUAGUGAUAGAGUGACCAGUGGUGUUAAGUGAUAGAGUGACCAGUGGAGUUAGUGACCAGUUGUGUUAAGUGAUAGUGACCAGUCUUGUUAGUGACCAGUGAUGUUAGUCUCCAAUGAUGUUAGUUACAGCGAGGGGUGUUAAUGAUAGAGUGACCAGUGAUGUGAAUGGUUCUUGAGCCCUGGACAAGACAAGUGUGACGUCACUGUUCAUGCAAAGAUCUCCUCCGUUUUCCGGUCUUUGGAACUCCAAAAGGCGGGAAUGAGAACAUCCACUAUGGUGUGUAACUUCCUGUUUCCAGUCUGUGGCUCAAAGUGACUUCUUCGACUUGAGUAAUCAACUGUUGUCAACUAGAAAAAAA